AUGACAAUUAAAGGAGCGGUACCACAGACCGACCAAGAGCAAAAUGCUCAAGGCGAAGCCCUCCAUCAACUAGACCCAGAUAGCGCCCUUGCCACAUCUCGACCUCCCUCUCUUGCAGAGCCGGCCUCAACGCUCGGCGCAAAACGAGCCGCUUCCACCUCCAUCCUCACAAACCAGACUCUGGCCGCUCAAACGAAGGUGGCGAUUCCUCGCCAGCGCGCGGGAAUCGCUCAGCGCUAUAAUCGCCGUGUUCCCCGCGCAUGCGAAUCAUGCAGAGCCCGUAAGACAAAAUGCAGUGGCGAUACCCCUGUAUGCCGUCAGUGUCGGGAGUUGAGGGCGACUUGUAACUAUCCACAGGGUUGGAGGGAAAAGACGAAAAAACAAGUUGAAAAACUUUCGGAAAAAGCACAAGAAUAUGAAUUAUUGUUGAAAGAGUUAGGAAAUACUGUUGAGUCUCGUGCUGCGGAAAGGAUCAAGAGCUUGCUGGACAAGCAUGGCCUAGACACGGAAGAAUCAUCCACCCAAUCGAACUCCGUAACGCCUCAGGAUGAUAACCCAGAGCACGAUGAACCAUCGUCGCCCUCGUCCAUUGGAUCCCUCGAGGCGAUUGAUCGAGUGGAAGAGGAUCUCAACCGAUCUGAACACACCAGGGCAACCGGCUACAUGGGCAAGAAUUCCGAGAUCACUUGGAUGCAACGACUGCAAAGAGAAGCCGAUCAACGCGCACAGGGUCUUCCAGGCAGUUUGGAGCCUGGCCAGGAUCGCCAAACAGACAAUGCAUUAUCUCUACAUGCAGUCAACUACCACCUUGAUGAUUUGGACAUUUCUGUGCCUGGCCCGGUACAGCUAUAUGCCAUGCCAUCCCGAGAAGCAGCAGAUCAUAUGUUCAAUGCCUACCUAACUACCGUGCACCCAUUCUAUCCCAUUAUCAACAGACCCCUUUUCGCUGCCCAAUAUCGAACAUUUUUCGAAAGUGCUGCCCGGCCUGGCGACAAGUGGCUUGCUAUCUUGAAUAUGAUCUUUGCAAUAGGUGCAAAGCAUGGUCAUUUGACUGACGCCCCAUGGCGUGGAGAUGAGAAAGACCACUUGGUGUAUCUGACCAGAGCCCGGAUUCUGAGCAUGAACGGCGAUGUUCUGUUUAGUCAUCCUGAUCUCCAGCAAGUCCAAGUAGAGGGCUUAAUUGCCUUUUACCUUCUGGCAUCUGACCAGAUCAAUAGGGCUUGGAGAAUCUCGGCGUUGGCGGUGCGCUCGGCAAUCACCCUUGGUAUUAACAUGAAGAGCAGCGCGCCCACUACCCCAGAUCUAUCAAAAGAAGCCCGCUACCGAGUCUGGUGGUGCUUGUAUACCUUCGAGCAUCUGCUCGGAAUAAUGACUGGCCGUGCAACAUGUAUCCAAGAUGGUGUUUGCACCUCACCCUUCCCAAUUCCGUUUGAAGAAGACCAGCUGCAAGAACCCGGUGCUCUUGAAGUUCUUACAAAUUCGGCCUUGCGAGACGAACGAAUCAACAAUGUAGUAGCCAGUUCGUGCAUCAGACAAAUGCCACUCAACCCAGCCAAUGGCAAGGAAGCUACAAAUCAUACUACAGCCCGAGACACCACAUGGAUCAAAAGCCUGCCUAUCAACUAUGGGCUCUGCUACUUAUACUACUGUGACCUGGCAGUUGUCGUCCAAGAAAUUGUCAACAAAGUCUACUCAGUAGACUGCGUGAUGGUGCCUUGGGCGCACAUCGAGAAUCGUAUUGGAGAACUCAGAUCUCGGACCGAGAUGUGGGCAUCCAGUCUCCCGUCGCAGCUCGACUUCACCCGCACACAUGAAGAUGGCCCUGACAUUCUGCGGUGUAAGCUUACGCUGGCAUUACAUUACUACAGCGCGCGUAUCACUCUCGGCCGACCCUGUCUGUGCCGUCGCGACGCGCGCCAAAAGGGCCCACACGCAUCCUUCAGCCAUGACAUGGCCGUAAUCACUUUGAACUCUGCCUGUCUGAUGCUCGAUCUCAUCCCCGACGAACCAAACGCCAUCCAACUGUAUUCAAUCGCACCCUGGUGGUGUGUCCUCCAUUACCUCAUGCAAGCAGCAACAGUCCUACUCCUGGAACUAUCAUUCGGCACAGUCCACAUGCCCGAAGAAGAGCAAAAAUUCAUCCAACUCUCCAAAAAAGCCACCCGCUGGCUCUUCGCAAUGUCCGAGACAAGCAUCGCCUCAAGACGCGCCUGGCAGCUGUGUGAUCUCAGCCUUCGGAAACUCGCCCAAGGCAUGAAAUACGACGUCAGUGAUAUGCCCGAGUACCCUUACCACCCCGAGCCCACCACAACCAUCGGCUCAGAGGCGAACGAUGGUCCCGUCCCUCACUCCGUUGGCGACUAUUGGGGUCCUCAGCUCGAACAUAUCCCCGUGUCUGUACCUGCCCCAACGCCUGGUGAAGAUCAUUACACUUAUCCUACCAUCUCGACCACGGAUUUGAUGUCGACGUUAACGGCCGAAGCUCAGGAUUCUUAUUUCCCUUAUGAUCCUAUCAGCGGAGAAUUCAUGAGGUCUUUCUUCCCCCCAAACAACGAAAAUGAUGAUUAA
Messenger RNA from Penicillium salamii, 2568 nucleotides. NCBI's taxonomy places the organism in Eukaryota, Fungi, Ascomycota, Eurotiomycetes, Eurotiales, Aspergillaceae. The record is from the annotation of a GenBank genome assembly.